Messenger RNA from Sphaeramia orbicularis (orbiculate cardinalfish), 4260 nucleotides. Its product is annotated as small conductance calcium-activated potassium channel protein 1-like. The record is from RefSeq and is a predicted model, not a curated record. Gene Ontology annotation, cellular component: membrane. Gene Ontology annotation, molecular function: calmodulin binding; small conductance calcium-activated potassium channel activity. Lineage: Eukaryota; Metazoa; Chordata; Actinopteri; Kurtiformes; Apogonidae. Bases 687 to 2777 code for a protein of 696 amino acids. Gene Ontology annotation, biological process: potassium ion transport. The transcript has 11 exons.
AGCAUUUAAGCAGAAGGUCCACACAGACGAUAUCAGCCAAUCCCUGCUAAAAAAAAACCUCUGACAGAUGACUGGGUCUUUGCCUUUAUGUCUUGCAACAUCUGCAACUUAGAGACUUUGUGAUCAUUAAGCCCCGAGCUUUAAGGAGGAUGCCCUGAUGAUACACAGCAGGAAACAGAGCCAAACAAGAGUAUAAACGCUUGAAACUGUAAUGGAUAUUCACGGAGUAUUUACCUCAUGUCGUCAUAUGCAGGAAGGUUCAUAACCUUGAAUGUGAGGGAGGGGCUGCUGGACACUAAGACUGAUAAUGGAUUGUUGGAAAGUUCAAACUGACACACCGUGAAUGAUGGGAAUGUUUUGAUUUGAUCCUGCUGGAGCUCCGUGUUGCAGCCUGAUAAGUUUUUACUGAUGUUUUUAAUGGAAACUGCCUCUAAGGAAAGUGGUGUCUUUCAAUCGUUGUUUGUGGCGGCAGGUUUUUAUUCGGAGGAGAGCUUUGUCAAUCAGACAGAUGUGCCCUUUAUCAAGGAAUACGAAGACUGAAUAUUAACCACUUGAGGAAAAAUACCAAGUAAACAGCUGGUACCACAGGAGAUAAGGCCUUUUUCCAUCUUCAUAGCAGUUUGGUUUUAAAUUGGAAAACCUGAUAAAAAGUAUUUUUGCAUCAUCACCUGUAGUCUGAGGUCUUCAUGGAGCACUCCCCCUCUAUGAACUUGUCCGUGGUGGAUGGCGACGAUGUGGAGGACCACCGCCCACUCCUCCCACCACGGAUGGUGCUGCAACCUCAGGCCUGUGCUCCCCAGUGUGGGAUCCACCACACGGUCCAGACCUCCUCGGAUCACCCCGUGUGGCUGGACCGAACCCAAGCCAUGGCCACCACACCUUUAUACAACGGCCAUCUUUACGUCACACCUUCACCUCGCACCAACAGGAGGGCAGACAAAACUAAAGGCAAGGAGAGGAAAUGUGAGAGAAGACCAGGGGGGAGUCGAGAAAAUCUGGCCCAUAAGGACUGUAAUCAGAGGUGCAAAAGCAAAAACACAGGCGGUCACAGAUUCCAGGAGAAAGUUACCUCUUUCACUGAUGUCCCCAUUUCUCCCUGUGGGUCACCUUAUAAAGGGGCGUCCAGGUCACACGUAGAUAUUAAAGAUGGUGAUUGUAGAGGAUGUCGAAAGUCAGGGAACGUUUCACUGGAAAUGCAAGACCGCCAGAAUCUCCCAGAGAUCAUCAUCACCAAUAAGGAUGAGGACAUUCAGCCUCACAAGGAGAUCCAAUACCACAAGGACAUCUCACAGUCUGCCAAAGGAAUGCUGCCAGGAGCUCAGUGUCCCAGGUCGCACCCCAACCCUCACACCAGCCCAAAGAACAAGCUGGAUGCCAAGAACGACCCGUACUGGAAGACCCACAACAUCGGUUGGCGCCUGGUCCGCCGGAGGGCCUUGUUCCUGAGGAGGCAACGGCUGAAUGACUGCGCUCUGGCAGUGGGGAUAUUUGGCGUGGUGAUGAUGGUGAUGGAGACAGAGCUCUCCUGGAGUGUCUACAGCAAGAGCUCUAUCUACUCCCUCACACUUAAAUCCGUCAUCAGUUUGUCUACGAUCAUCCUGCUCGGCCUCAUCAUUGCGUACCACUGCUGUGAAGUGCAGCUGUAUGUCCAUGACAUCGGGGCGGAGGAUUGGAGGAUUGCCAUGACAACCGAGCGGCUGACCCUCAUCGCCCUGGAGCUGGCCGCCGUGGCCAUCCAUCCCUAUCCCGUGGGUAUCAUGUCGUACUUCCAGCAGACCAAAGCGCGCCUGUCGUUGUCAGAGACGGAGCUGGAGAUCGUCCUGGCUCUGCCCAUGUUCCUGAGGCUGUACCUGCUGGGCCGAGCCAUGAUGCUGCACAGCCGCCUCUUCACUGACACCGCAUCCAGGAGCAUCGGAGCUCUGAAUAAGGUGGGCCAAGAGGUCUGUAGACGUGUGCAUCUUGAGAUUCACUUCAACACAAGAUUUGUGGGAAAGACACUAAUGACCAACUACCCCGGGACUGUGCUGAUGAUUUUCAGCGUUUCUCUGUGGAUUGUGGCUGCAUGGGGCUUACAUGUUUGUGAGAGGCAUCACAACUACAGAGACCUGAGUAGUAACUACAUGGAAGCCUUGUGGAUGGUCUCUGUCACCUUCUUGUCCAUCGGAUACGGAGAUGUGGUGCCUCACACCUACUGUGGACGUAGCAUCUGCCUCCUCACUGGGAUCAUGGGAGCGGGCUGCACAGUUCUGGUGGUGGCGGUUGUUGCCAGGAAACUGGAGUUGACCAGAGCAGAAAAACAUGUUCAUAACUUUAUGAUGGACUCCCACAUCACUAAAAGGAUAAAAAUUGCUGCAGCAAAUGUGCUGAGAGAGACUUGGCUUAUCUACAAAUACACUAAGCUGUCCAGAGAAAGAGACCACACCAGAGUCCGCAUGCACCAGAGGAAGCUGCUUCUGGCCAUUCACCAGCUGCGACAAGUUAAAAUCGAGAAAAGGAUCCUGGCAGAUCAGAGUAACACACUUGUGGACCUCUGCAAGGUGAGAGAGAUGCAGAACCUGAUGUAUGACGUGCUGUCGGAGGUUCAGGGCUGCAGAGAGGAGCUGGACACACACAUCCACGGUCUGGAGAAGAACGUGGAGGAGCUGAGGGAGGGCUUCAGGAGUCUGAUGCCACUCCUGUCCAGUACCCUGUCCACGCAGAACUCCUCCAUCCGCCACCUCCUCAGGGAGAGAGAGGUGAAGUCUGAGACCGCGGGGGUGAGUGGAGGAGACAGGUAGACGGAGGCUGAGGCUGAGCAGACCAUACAAACAAACAGUGCUGUCAAGCUUCUCCUGGAAGAGAUCUGUAUUUAAAACAACCCCAAAAUGAUCCUGUUAGGGGUAGUUUUCUUAUGGAGUCAGACACAUAUAGAAGUAAAAACAGGUGAAAAAUGCAACAUCAAGUGACUUAAUAACUUCCUUCAGUGGAAUCGGUUUUAUAAGUGUGAACUCUGUGGACAUUUUGAUGAUGGUGGUGACUUCAUGUGUAAUUUCAUACCCAUCUCACAGCCCUCAUACCCUGUGGAUAGGGAGCAUUGUCAUCAAUCAACAUGUCACAAGAGGGCGCAAGUGUUUAACAGCCCCUGACCAGCCUGGGUUGGUGAUCAGACUUGUUCCUUUUUAGUUUCUUUAAAGAAUAAAUAAGAGCUUUGUACUGCAAUGAAAAAUAGAAAUGUACCAUUGUAGGCAACCCCAAAAAAUGAACAGGAUUAUGAUUAUUAUGAUUGAUUAUGGUGUCUAUAGCAGAAAGAAGAAAUAAUUUUCUCUCCAAGAGCCAUUAAGUGCGUUUGGACCCCAGCCUGUCAUCCUGAAAGAGACCACUCCAGGACUUCACAACAAAACAAAAAAAAUGUGUUUGGAGUUUCUAACUACACAGCAAAAUGCAUUAACACCAUGAUCAGAUGCCACAAAACUUUUUUACAUUUUCAACUAUUGUCUUACAUGUAGAGUAUUUUAGAAACAAAUGUCACCUGUCUGUACAUUAAUUGUAUAAAUUCGACACAUGUUGUGUAGCGGAAUUACAUGAUGUACCUGUAGGAUUUAGUGACUGAGUUCCUUCUUUUGAAGGCAUACUUCACCUGUCCUGCAUUUAAUGAAAAUGGACCAUUUGGCAGAUAAUUUAACCUCUGAAACAUGUGGUCAAUAGCAGAUUUAUAUAGAUUAAUAGUUUUAUCUGUACACAGGGUUCUUGCGUAUUCCAUGCUUUUGACACAAUUCUCUGAAAAAUGGUUACUUUUGAGUACAAGUAACUACAUGUUUGUGUAAAUAGAUUGCUAUAAAAUCCAACAGUACACUGUAACAUUGUUAUAUUGCCAACCAGUUGCCUGAACACUGUAUCAUAUAUAUACAUAUUCAUGUGGAUCUUCUGAAUGACUGUUCAUUCCAGGUGAAGAGGCAGCUGUGUAGGAGUGAACAUAUACACUUCUGGCCUUCAUUUAUCUAAUGUCCUGGUUUAACCUCAGUGGUCGACACUGGCCAUUUUCAGCCAGAUUCAAGCAGCACAAAACACUUCUUGUAUGGCUCAUUUUUAGAGACUACAUAUUUUGUAUUUUAGAGAAAAAAAAAAAAAACUUUUCCAUACUUACCCUGUUCCAGAACUUACAUUUCACAAUUCUCUAGAUUGGAACCUUGUGUAAACUACUGAAAUCUACAGUAAAAUAUUGUACCAUUUUAAGCAUCAAUGAUUAAAUCCAGAUGUACUUUCUAAUAAAGAGAUGUUUUG